AAAGUGAGACCGCCUCUCAGUGCACAACGCCCCCUACUCACGCUCCUCGUGCUUGAAAGUUCUCUUUUGAUUAUCCCCCUUCGUUGUGGCCCAAUGCCGCGUUGAGGUCUGGUAGUAGAGCGCUAACCAAAUCACUAAGUAAGGGGGAGUGUUACGGUCUACAGUGCAGAUCAUCCGCGAAGCCAAGAUGACCAAACGCAAAGGAAAAAGUACCAAUAAACAGGACGACAGUUUGCUGCUCUUGGAGACGCCAUCUGUAACACCACCGAGGGGAUUUAAAGAAUAUGCAGUCCCUGCCAUUGUUUUCUUUAUUUUCGCUGUCGGGGGAUCAACGGCAGUCUGGUUCUGCAGCCAGCAGCAGCAAACCAUCGACAGUCUAACAGAGACAGUCAAUGCAAUGCAACUUAGGAUAACCAAGUUCCAACAGCAGUUGGUAAUGGGUAAUGCACAGAUUACCAAUGUGGGUGUUUUUGAAGAGCGCCUACAAGCACUGGAAGAAGCCUACACACAGGCCCAAAAAAAGGCAGACGUUGCACUGGCCACUUCAGAAAAAAUCAAAUCUACUGAUCUUCAAAAUCAAUUCUGGUCUCUUCAGUCUGAGAUGAAUGGCAAACUUUCUGGACUCCAGCAGGAAUCUGUAUCCACUGCAACGUUGAAUGCAGUGGUCAAGAAUAAGACUGAAGAGAUUGAAACACUGAAGCAGAGGCUUAAUUCUAUCCUUACUUCGAACUCUGAGGUAGCUGUUACCAUUUCUGGGCUCACAGACACUGUGUUGGUCACCAAAUCACGUCUUGACGAGCAGAUGUCCACUACAGAGGGUCUCACAUCUGAGUUGGAGGAACAAAGAAUGGAACUUUCAAGCCUGAAGGAAUCCUUUAUCAGCAACAAGAAGGCUCUUGAAAGAAACAGACAGGAGGUGAUGGACAUCAAGGACCUCCUGGAGAUGGAACAGGCAAGAAGAUCCCAAGUUCUUGAGGAGCAGCUUAUGGCAGUCCGUAGGAGUCUGGAGGACCAUCAAAAGAGUACUCAUAGCCUUCACUCUCACCUUGCUACCCAACUUGAGAUCGUCCAGAGUCAGAUGUUAUCUGAAAGCCAGCAGUCCAGUUCAGAGGAAAAUAUUCCAGUAGAAGAGCAGCAAGUGAAGCAAGCAGCAACUCAGGAGGAAGUUCCAAUCAAGGAUGAAGAAGUUGAAACAAAGGAACAAGCCAUUACCGAGGAGGAAACGGUAGAGGAGGUUCAUGAUGAAGAACGGGAGCGAGUGGUACCUGAGGAGGACGAGCCAGCUGAGGAUGUUCAGGUUCAUGGGGAAGAACCUGUUGAAAAGCAAGCCGAUGAGAAUAAAAUUCCUGAGGAAGCUGAAGUCAAAGAAGAUGUUGCUGAAGAGCAAGCAGUAACUGAGGAGAAUGAACAAGCUGAUGAGGUUCCAUUCCACCAGGAUAUUAUUGAGGAAGCAGUAACUCAACAGGAUGAAAUGCCUGAGGAGCUACAGGUAUCUGACAAGGAAGUACCAGCUGAGGAGGUUCAGGUCCUUGGGGAAGAAGAAUCUGUUGAGAACCAAGUAGUAACUGAGGAGGAUGUGAUAACUGAGGAAGUUGAGGUCAACGAUGAAGAUGUUAUUGAGGAGCAAGCAGUAACUGAAAGGGAUGCGAUAUCUGAGGAAGUUCAGGUCAAUGAUGGAGAUGUUAUUGAAGAGCAAGUUGUAACUGAGGGGGAUGUGAUAACUGAGGAAGUUGAGGUCAACGAUGGAGAUGUUAUUGAGGAGCAAGCAGUAACUGAAGGGGAUGCGAUAUCUGAGGAAGUUCAGGUCAAUGAUGGAGAUGUUAUUGAGGAGCAAGUAGUAACUGAGGAGGAUGUGAUAACUGAGGAAGUUGAGGUCAACGAUGAAGAUGUUAUUGAGGAGCAAGCAGUAACUGAAGGGGAUGCGAUAUCUGAGGAAGUUCAGGUCAAUGAUGGAGAUGUUAUUGAGGAGCAAGUAGUAACUGAGGAGGAUGUGAUAACUGAGGAAGUUGAGGUCAACGAUGGAGAUGUUAUUGAGGAGCAAGCAGUAACUGAAGGGGAUGCGAUAUCUGAGGAAGUUCAGGUCAAUGAUGGAGAUGUUAUUGAAGAGCAAGUUGUAACUGAGGGGGAUGUGAUAACUGAGGAAGUUGAGGUCAACGAUGGAGAUGUUAUUGAGGAGCAAGCAGUAACUGAAGGGGAUGCGAUAUCUGAGGAAGUUCAGGUCAAUGAUGGAGAUGUUAUUGAAGAGCAAGUAGUAACUGAGGAGGAUGUGAUAACUGAGGAAGUUGAGGUCAACGAUGGAGAUGUUAUUGAGGAGCAAGCAGUAACUGAAGGGGAUGCAAUAUCUGAGGAAGUUCAGGUCAAUGAUGGAGAUGUUAUUGAAGAGCAAGUAGUAACUGAGGAGGAUGUGAUAACUGAGGAGGUUGAGGUCAACGAUGAAGAUGUUAUUGAGGAGCAAGCAGUAACUGAAGGGGAUGCAAUAUCUGAGGAAGUUCAGGUCAACAAUGGAUAUGUUAUUGAAGAGCGAGCAGUAACUGAGGGGGAUGAAAUAACUGAGGAGAUUCCAGACCAAGAAGAAGAAGCUGUUAUUGACAAGGAAGACCCAACUUCCAUGGAAGAAACAGGAACUGACACACGUGUGGCAGAGGCUGUUGAGAACUUCUCUGAAGAACAGGUAGUUGAAGAUAUCAGUCAGGAGCAAACGUCGCAUGAGCCACUAGAAGAAACUGAGAAGCAGAAAGACUUGGGAGAAUUUGAAGAACACGUGCAAGACUCUGAAGAAGAAGAAGAACCUGCUGAGGAGAUUGUGGAAGAGCUAGAUGAAAAAGACAUUUCUACCAAUGGAAGUUAAGUUCCUGAGAGGAUGAUGGUUCAAAAUAAAAGACUUUUUCUGAGGACUUGAAAUGAUCCCCAAUGAAUUAUGUGAUGCAUAGUAUUUCACAUUUGUUGAAAUGUUCCUCAGUCUUACUUUGUAUACCCUAAAGUGAACUUUGAACCUAGCAGUGAGUUUUUCAAAUCCAAUGAUGAAUUUGUUUUUCUAGUGAUAUCUCUUAAAAUCUUGAAGUGCUCCGUUUACACUGAAAUGUAGUAGAGUGUGUUGAUAUUGUUGUACUAGGUUACACAUUUAAAGAAUUGCAGCGUUUUUCAUACAGCAGUUUGCCAGUUAACUAACCUCAGGAGUGUCACUUGAAUAAAACAGCUUUUUAUCUUUUUUACUA
Molecule: messenger RNA, 3215 nt
Organism: Sinocyclocheilus rhinocerous
Lineage: Eukaryota; Metazoa; Chordata; Actinopteri; Cypriniformes; Cyprinidae
Product: cyclic AMP-inducible protein BP74-like
Exons: 4
Coding region: 188-2848 (886 amino acids)
Source: RefSeq, a predicted model, not a curated record